Messenger RNA from Bombina bombina (fire-bellied toad), 3086 nucleotides. RefSeq names its product dual specificity phosphatase 7 (gene DUSP7). NCBI's taxonomy places the organism in Eukaryota, Metazoa, Chordata, Amphibia, Anura, Bombinatoridae. Gene Ontology annotation, molecular function: protein tyrosine/threonine phosphatase activity; MAP kinase tyrosine/serine/threonine phosphatase activity. Gene Ontology annotation, biological process: protein dephosphorylation; negative regulation of MAPK cascade. The transcript is spliced from 3 exons. The coding region runs from base 332 to 1435 and encodes 367 amino acids. Gene Ontology annotation, cellular component: cytosol; cytoplasm. The record is from RefSeq and is a predicted model, not a curated record.
CCCUAGCGGAGGGACGCGGUGCGCGCUCCCGACAAGGGAAUGUGGUAACUAUCUUCAACAACUUGUGAGCGCCGCCUCAAGAGGGCCGUGAAGAGAGGACGAGAAAUACACUUUUUUUUUUCUCUUCAACAAGAGGAAGUGACAGUUUCUGGAAACAUAUGGAAAACAGUGUCGUUACAAAUUAAUGUCACCGUGAAUAUUAUGACCCAACAUUCAAUUGAGUCUGUAGCUACUUGCAGGACGGGACUUUGAACUUUUAUACUUUAUGUUCCCCACAAAGUGACUUCAACAUCAUGGCACCGAUGUGAUCCGCAUAGGGGCAGCGCUGGCCAUGGCGGUAAUGCCAAGUAAAAGCGCGGAGUGGCUUCAGGAGGAGUUGGAGUCCGGGGGUAACACGCUUCUUUUACUCGACUGUCGUCCUCAUGAGCGCUACGAGUCUUCUCACAUCGAGGCGGCCAUCAGCGUGACUAUCCCCAGCCUCAUGCUACGGAGGCUUCGAAAAGGCAACCUGUCCAUCCGUUCCGUCAUUCCUAAUGACGCGGACAAGGAGCGAUUCGUCAGGCGGUGCAAGGCAGACACGGUGCUGCUGUAUGAUGAGGCCACACUGGAGUGGCAGGAGGGCAGCACUACGGGCACCGUGCUGGGGCUGUUGCUGCAGAAGCUUCGGGAUGACGGCUGCAAGGCUUAUUACCUUAGAGGAGGUUAUAACAAGUUUCAUAUGAAAUAUCCAGAACAUUGUGAGUCCAGCCUGGAUAAUUCUAGCCCCAGUGAUCCUUCACCAACAUCUGUCAUAGGAUUAAGUGGAUUAAGGAUCAGUUCGGAAUGUUCUGAUGGCGAAUCUGAUCGGGACCAUAGCAGUGCCACAGAAUCUGAUGGGAGCCCAGCCCUCACAAACCAGUCAACAUUCCCAGUGCAGAUACUUCCAUAUUUAUACCUUGGAUGUGCAAAUGAUUCCACAAACUUGGAUACAUUGGCAAAAUAUAAUAUAAAAUAUAUUCUCAAUGUUACCCCUAAUCUACCAAACAAGUUUGAACACAAUGGCGACUUCAAAUACAAACAGAUUCCAAUCUCUGACCACUGGAGCCAAAAUCUUUCUCAAUUUUUUCCUGAUGCCAUAUCAUUUAUUGAGGAGGCUCGCUCAAAGAAAUGUGGGAUAUUGGUGCAUUGUUUAGCUGGAAUUAGUCGCUCGGUGACAGUCACUGUUGCCUACCUGAUGCAAAAACUGAAUUUGUCACUAAAUGAUGCCUAUGAUUUAGUGAAAAGAAAAAAAUCCAAUAUUUCUCCAAACUUCAACUUCAUGGGUCAGCUGCUAGACUUUGAGAGGACAUUGAGUUUAAAAAGCCCAUGUGACAUCCGAUCGCCAACUAACCAGCUGUACUUUAGCACGCCAACCAAUAAUAAUCUUUUCCAACUUGAUAGUUUGGAAUUAACAUGAUAAAACAAUACUAGAACAAGAGACCUGAGGUGUUUUACAUUUGUGUGACUUUGAAAUGGCACAAAAAAAGCCAUUAUAAAUGAACCGUUUGCCUGACGGCUGAUUGUUAUUUUAUAACUGAUGUCACUUUCUUUAAUUCUAGCAUAAUGGAUGAAAAAUACUUUUUUUUUUUUUUAUUGGAUACCUAUGCACUUAGCAAUAAUGGCCAACAUAAUUAUCACACAUUAAUCAUGUUUCCUUUUAGGUAAGCUAUAUUGUCACUUGUAUUUUCUUAAUUGCCUGUUUUAAUAUACAGUACGUUGAUGGCAGGAACCUUCCUCUCCUGCUGUGCGUAGGAUAUGUUUCAGAAACUGACACUGCGAUACCUACAGAAUUUAUAAACAUUUGUUAGGACUUUGGAGGGAUUAACUGUUUGUUUUCUGUAAUAAUUAAAGCACUGCAGUGAUGGGCCAAAAAUGUUCAGUUUAUAUAUGUCAUUUUGGGGUAUGGGGUCUUUUUAAGCUAAAUUAAAGGGGCAUGAUACCCAAAUGUUGAAACACUUAAAAGUGAUACAGCAUAACUGUAAAAAGCUGACUAGAAAAUAUCACCUGAACAUCUCUAUGUAAAAAAGUAUAUUUCACCUCAAAAUAUCCUAAGUAUUCACACCCCAUUGUAAAGGACUUUAAGCAGCCAAUCAGUAUGCCUAUCCCUGGACUUGCAAGGGAGCGUGCCUUGUGCACUCUCAUGUUAUUUUCCUAUUCAACUUAAGGAAGUUUACUAUGAAAUCUCACAAGAUCACAGUAAAACAAUUCAUGACUAAAGCACUGCUGAUUGGCUGCCGUUCAUUUCUUUUUUAUUUACUUGCAGCUGGACAGCAGCUGAAGUAUAACUGUUUAGACAGCACUUACUCUGGUGAGCUGAGGAAAUCGUGAGGUAAAAUAUUUUCCUUUUUUACACAGAGAUGUUCAGGUGAUAUUUUUUUGUCCGUUUUUUACAGUUAUGCUGCAUCACUUUCAAGUGAUUUAGCAUAUGAGUAUUAUAUCCCUUUAAGCUUUAUUUCAACUGAAUGUAUUUUCCCUUUUUUGUUUCCUAUGUAAAAAUCCAUAUUUGCCUUGUCUAAAGCCAAAUGAUUUAUAUUGACCAAAUGCAGUUUGCACACUUUUUGAAAGCGUUUUAAAUUGUUAUAUAAACCGAAAAAAAAUGUCUUUUUCUAUGUAACCAUGAUAGAAAUUAUAGGUUUGUAUCUUUUCAGUAUUUGUCAUGCAGCCUACUUCAUAAUUUCUUCAAGAUCAGCAUUGUAUCAAUGAGCAUUACUUUGUAUUUUUAUAGUUCAUUAUUGCUAUUCCAAUGUAUUUGAAAAUUACUUAUUGAAAAAAAGAAUUGUAUAGACAUAUGCAGCAUAUAUAUGCAAAAUCUCAAAGUUCUGUAUUUUGUAACCAUAUUUUAAACUUAAAAACCACAAAUGGUUAAAGCUAAGGGUUAAAAAUAGAUGACUUUUCUAUGUAAUUGUAGAGAAAUGCCUAGCGUGCUAAAUGAUUUCAGCACAUUUUGUCAUUUUGAAAAUGAUGUGUUAAAUAAUAUUUCAACUUUGAUUGAAAAAACAGUUUGGCAGUAAUGAUCAUUGUAAUACCUUGUAUGUGUUCAUUUGUAAUACAGACACCACAUAUUCUAA